CAGCCUCCAUUUCAAAAUUCUGUGCUAAGAGAGGAGAUAUUAUAAACACAUUUAGAUUUUUUUUUGUUGUUGUGUGGAGCUGAAAACCAUGGCAUUUGCAGGAACAACCCAGAAAUGCAUGGCCUGUGACAAAACUGUCUAUCUGGUUGACAAGUUAACUGCUGACAACAGGGUUUAUCACAAGGCCUGUUUCAGGUGCCAUCACUGCAAAGGUACUUUGAAGCUUGGCAACUACAAUUCCUUUGAAGGCGUUUUGUACUGCAGGCCUCAUUUUGAUCAACUUUUCAAAAGAACUGGCAGUCUUAACAAAAGCUUUGAAGGUACACCAAAAAUUGCAAAACCAGAAAAACCAGUCGAUGGUGAGAAACCUGCUGCAACUAAAGUGUCGGGCAUGUUUGCUGGAACCAAAGAUAAAUGUUUUGGCUGUAAAAAUACUGUAUAUCCAACGGAGAGGGUUACAGUGAAUGGAACUCCUUACCACAAGAGUUGUUUCAAAUGCACACAUGGAGGAUGCGUGAUCAGCCCUUCAAAUUAUAUUGCACAUGAAGGCCGACUUUACUGCAAACACCACCAUGGUCAACUCAUCAAGGAAAAGGGGAACUUAAGCCAGCUUGAGGGUGAGCGCGAGGAGAAGAAAGUUAACGGGACUGAGGUUGCUGCUGAAUCCUAAUCUGUCAUUAACGUUUGCUCCUUUCUUCUAUAUAUCCCAUGUUCUGUUUUCCCAUGUUUCUACCCGGUUCACAUGUCCUGUAUUCUCGGUUCAAAUGUUAUUUUAAAACUAAAAGACAUUAAUUUGUUGAUAAUCUAAUAGAAGUGUUUGGCUUUUGUUUGUUAUAUUUGAAUGCUAUUGUGCAGCAUCUUGCAGACAAAUGAGAUGCCCAGACCAACAUGAGUCUCAGUAAUACACGUUGUCAAUGCUUGCUAUCAUUA
Molecule: messenger RNA, 930 nt
Organism: Hibiscus syriacus
Lineage: Eukaryota; Viridiplantae; Streptophyta; Magnoliopsida; Malvales; Malvaceae
Product: LIM domain-containing protein WLIM1-like
Exons: 5
Coding region: 89-670 (193 amino acids)
Biological process (GO): actin filament bundle assembly
Cellular component (GO): actin cytoskeleton; plasma membrane
Molecular function (GO): actin filament binding
Source: RefSeq, a predicted model, not a curated record